Molecule: messenger RNA, 1535 nt
Organism: Venturia canescens
Lineage: Eukaryota; Metazoa; Arthropoda; Insecta; Hymenoptera; Ichneumonidae
Gene: Uba5
Product: Ubiquitin-like activating enzyme 5
Exons: 6
Coding region: 140-1312 (390 amino acids)
Biological process (GO): protein ufmylation
Cellular component (GO): cytosol; cytoplasm
Molecular function (GO): UFM1 activating enzyme activity
Source: RefSeq, a predicted model, not a curated record
UACACGUGGAUCCAGGUUGUCAUCAACAUUUCAAGAACAUAUGGUUAUCCGUGCCAUUUAUUUGCUCCGAUUGUUGUUUUCUGGAAUCGUCCGAUUGAACGCAAACUGAUAGCGUUAAAAAUAAUACAAUAUUACGAAGAUGCCUACCGUCGAAGAGCUGCAGGCUAAGAUUCGUGAUUUGGAGCAACAGCUUCUCGAUGUUAAAUCCGGAGAAGAGUGCAAUGUUAGACAAAAAAUAUCAAGUUUAUCGAGUGAGGUUAUUGACUCGAAUCCUUACAGUCGUCUCAUGGCUUUGAAACGAAUGGGGAUUGUCGAUAAUUAUGAACGUAUUCGAGAAUUGACUGUUGCUAUUGUUGGUGUGGGUGGUGUGGGCAGUGUCACUGCUGAAAUGCUAACACGAUGUGGAAUAGGAAAACUAAUUCUUUUUGAUUAUGACAAAGUCGAGUUAGCGAACAUGAACAGACUUUUCUUUCAACCGAACCAAGUGGGAUACAGUAAAGUUGAUGCAGCUGCAAAGACGUUGCAAUUCAUUAACCCUGAUGUGACAAUUGAGACUCACAAUUACAACAUUACUACAGUUGAGAAUUUCGAACAUUUUAUCGAAACAAUUAGGACUUCAAGUCUUGUUGGAGGUCCGGUAGAUUUAGUUUUGAGCUGCGUUGAUAAUUAUGAAGCACGAAUGACUAUAAAUGCAGCCUGCAACGAACUCAACAUGAAAUGGUAUGAGAGCGGCGUCUCUGAGAAUGCUGUUUCAGGACAUAUACAAUUUAUAGUCCCUGGGGAAACAGCAUGUUUUGCAUGUGUUCCGCCUCUGGUCGUGGCAUCGAAAAUCGACGAAAAAACUUUGAAACGCGACGGUGUUUGCGCUGCUUCUUUGCCAACAACUAUGGGAAUAGUUGCCGGAUUUUUGGCACAAAAUGCUUUGAAGUAUCUUCUAGGUUUCGGAUCUCCCAGUUAUUAUUUGGGAUACAACGCUCUGCAGGAUUAUUUUCCCACCUUAAAGUUACGCCCCAAUCAGAAUUGCGACGACGCGAAUUGCAGAAAACUCCAAGAAGUCUAUGCAUCAAAACCAAAAAUUGAAACCGUUGUAGAACAGGAAAAAGAAGAACCAAUCCACGAAAAUAAUGACUGGGGAAUAUCCUUGAUUGACGAGACCGCAGUCGAUGAAUCAGAAGAAAUUGCAUGUCAAAGUACUUAUGAAGGCUUGAAACAUGCAUAUAUGACUCCAGCACAAGAUUCGAAGGAUGCUGUAACGGCAGAUACGACUGAAAGCACGCUAGAAGAACUUAUGAUGCAGAUGAAAUCUAUUUAAGAAGUUGAACUCAAUUUACAGGUGGCGGGGAUGUGUAAUGUUAAUAAUUUCAUAUCUUUUUAUCUUAGUUUAUUUCAAUGGUUCGUUCUUAACGGAAGAUUGUUUAAAUUAUUGUGUAUUUUUUCAACUUGUGACCUAAUUCCUCGUAUAUUUUCCAGAAGAUUUUUUAUGUAAGAUAAAUACAUUCCUGUCAAAUGUUGAAAAUGCAACAAUGUUGAAAAUA